Blastocystis hominis is the source of this 490-nucleotide messenger RNA. RefSeq lists its product as hypothetical. The coding region runs from base 1 to 483 and encodes 160 amino acids. The transcript is spliced from 5 exons. Lineage: Eukaryota; Bigyra; Opalinata; Blastocystidae. The record is from RefSeq and is a predicted model, not a curated record.
AUGCAGGUGCAAUUCGAAUUCAAUGUUUACAAAUACCAAUGCUAUUACGCAAUCCCCAUCGUUUUUAUUCUCUACUCCAUUCGAAUCCCCACAACCAUCCAAUUCGUGGAUUUAUUUAGCUUUUUUGACGCCGUUGGACGCGGAUUUAUGGAUAUGCUUCAGGUCGAUUAUAGCUGGAUGUCGUUCAUUGGCUAUCUUUGCUCCGGACUCUUCUAUGAUUGGGUCUAUUCGUAUUUGGUCUUCUACGGCAAUCCCAGCUAUACAUCGUGUAUCCAAGUUACGGCCUUUUUGUUGACGUUGGUGGUCAUGUGGAACUAUGAGAGCCAGACGGAACCUACGCACGAUCCGCUGAACGUGGUUUCGUUUGUUCUCUUCAGCGGAUUGCUGUUUUGGGAGGGCGUGUCCACUCCUGUUUUCCGGACACAUCGCGGAUCUUUUUUCGAGAAUCGACGGGAAUCGAUGGUGCAAGCGAGUGAACUUUAGGAUGUGU